Messenger RNA from Serendipita indica DSM 11827, 2208 nucleotides. The record is from the annotation of a GenBank genome assembly. NCBI's taxonomy places the organism in Eukaryota, Fungi, Basidiomycota, Agaricomycetes, Sebacinales, Serendipitaceae.
AUGAGCGAUCAAGGCCCCACAAAUACACCAAAGGACAUUAAUGCAGCAGAGGAGCUUCCAACAUAUGGUGAUUUAGAGGAACAAGAGCGCUCCAAUCCUAAUUCGAGAUUUGGACGAUGGAGAAGCUGGGUGGAGAAAAGGGCUGCCGAGCGGUAUGCAGAUAUUACUCCAGAGGACCGCGCCCGUCAACGCGAACGAGGAUGGGGACUCCCAAUCGACACAGCAGUCCCGGAGCAAGCGCCACCACCGGGCUUCGCAACCUCGCCGAUGUCUGCACAAUUGGCACCUCAACGCCUUGGAGAAACGAGUCUCUCAUUAUACGAGUUUGGAUCGCGGUUUAUACCCCACUCGUCAACCCCAAUCCGUUGCUUACUACCAUUAUUGGAGGAUCGAUAUCUCCUGAUAGGGAGUGAUGAUGGUCUUGGCAUGCUAGACGUUUUCCCGGAAUCCGAGUCACUCGCCCUCGAAAAUGGAUCCGUUCUUCAUGCUUUGGAAGCCGCGAAACGUCGAGAUGUUUGGACUGGAGAAUCGAUCUAUCAAUUGAAUCUACUGGAGUGUUAUCCGGAUAACCAAGGUGGGCUUCAAGGCGUCGUACUCGCCCUCGUUGGUCCCGAGGAGUCCGACCCGGAAAAGGAGCCCAUGAGGAGUGUCAGAAUGUAUAACUUGGCCAGUAUAUUUAGCCUGGUAAAAUGGACAGCAGCGCAUCCAGAUGCCAAACCACCUGUCAUUCAUGGGCCCAAGGGAUGGUCCCCCCAACAAGCGGGCACAAGAAGACUGCAGAGACCAAGCGCACAUGCAAUCACAAAGAGUCUGAAGUCGAUGGUGAUCGAUCAUGGACGUCCGGAUACACCACCAGGGUCAAUGUCGUCUGUCAAGGCAUCGUCCUUCGCAUCUGAAAGAUCUCCACCAAAGCACCAAGAUUCUGCCGAUACAGCCGACUCGUGGGACCUUGUUGACGAUCUACCCUUGCGAUGGGCGACCGACUACGUGAACCUUGCAACUGCUGGAUCUAAACUUUCAAACACUCCGGUUCUAUUCUACGAGCUAUGGAGGAACGAUGGGGUAAAUUCCAGAGGAACAUCCAUGCUCGCGGUAGUCACAAAGACAGCCAUCCUGCUCUAUGAAACGCCCAGGGGAGAACGAUCCUUCCGCUUCGUCAAAGAGUUCUAUACACCCCUGCCCGCGAAGCUGGUCACCUUUGUCCAACAAACGAACAACGACAUUGUCCGUGCAGUUUCUGUCCAUCACGAAGGAGGGGAGAGACUGAGAAAGGAACGCCCUCUGUCUAGAGGAGGCCCAGAGGGUGUGGCUAGUGCAACUCCGCGCGCAAGACGCCAAUCCAUACCAGGCGAUAGCACCUACGGCUCCCAGCUCUCACUGUUUGUCAUAUUUGAGAAGAAGGCUGGGUUAAUCCGAAUAGCAGACUCUGCGGUCAGCGAAAUGGAACUGUGGGACGAUGGUGGUCGGCCGCCCUCCCCCAUUCGAGCCCAAUCUCCUACCAGUAUCCACAGUAUCCACUCUUCUUCGGGCUUCCGCAAGUCCAUUCAGGUUCUCGACUUUCAUCGGGAUGGGAGAGGGAUGUGGCAGCCGAUGAUCACGAUGGAUAUCCCCUAUCCACCCUCGGCCAACGGAGAGCAAUCGGUCAUGGCUCUGUCGAAAACAUUCCUGAUUAUCUCGCGUGGAUCGCAAACUCAUAUCUUACCUUCUCCACUUCGAAUGCCUCUGGCAAAUCAUCAGCCUCUAAGGGUGAUUCGUUGGCACACUCCACCCAGUCGCGUUUCGGCAAGAGUAUCCCUCCUGGCUGAUCGACCGGCGAUGCUCCAACUGGUAGCAUUCAGUGACAAGGGAAUAGAGAUCGCUGAAACCCCAGUCACUUUUCUCUUCCAGCAGUCCGACCCUGGCUCGCCUGGCAAAGGAAAAGGAAAGGGCAAAUCGAUAAGCGCGCAAUCCGAGCCUUUGAACAGAGCGCAGUGGCAUACCAUGGAGACUACGAAGCCUCUUUGUCGAGGUGGUAUUUGGCAUCGAUUGGACACGAGUUCUGGACGGCCAGAAAUACAUCCCUCGGAAUGGGCGAAUGACUUGGCCUCGCAUCCGGCAGCUACCUCCAAACUGGAAACUGGCAAGGGAAUAUAUGCGACCGUACAGCGAGGAUUAGAUGAUUAUCGCGUGAUUUGGCUGGGCGACGAUGUCUCACCUGGCAGCAUUUAG